AAUCUGGGAAUUGCAUAAAGUUGUAUUGUUCCAUCGUAGGGACAAUCGAGGGCUACAACCUUAUUUGUUAAAUAAACAAAUACAGCUUAAAAUACAAAACAAUGCGUCAUUUUUUAAUAUUGCUGCUUUUAGUGAUUGUUGCUGUCUGCAUUUCAGAGGCUGACAGGGCAGAGAGGAGACGGAAAAAACUGACAGCAAAGCUAGCUCGUUUGGAUUCCAACUUCAACAACAAGGCGUUCAACAAGGCUGAUGCCGAUGACGAAAGUUCAGAUCGCGAAAAUGAGGAAACCGAUGGGGAAACAAUCGAUAACAAAUAUGGUCCUCGUUACUACAAAAAGAAUAAGAAGAACAAAUAUUACAAAAGAAGAAAGGUAUUUAGUUUAAAAUUGUGUCAUUAAGUUAAUGCUAACACCAAAAUUUUUGCCAACAAUAUCCAAAUCACAAUUACUAAUUACAGUACAGUGGAACCCACUUAUCUCGACGAUUAACUCGCCAACCCUGUUAUGUCGAUGAAGUGGAACUUCCAAAUUCUCUCUUUGGCUUAGCAUUUUCUCCUCGGUUAUGUCAUGUCGAUUCUUCUAUGUCACUGAACCCUGAUGAUAUCUUGAACUUAAACACAAAAGGCGGCCAAAUUUGCCACUUAACCUUGGUUAUCUCGAUCCCCAUGACCAAUUGUCUGCUUUUUAAAAUUAUAUUAUAUACAUCAGAAACGUGCCUACUUCAGACAGUAGCAAUUGAAAUGAAAAUAUUGUCCUUGCAAUUAAUUUGACACAGCAAGAAGCUACAAGCGAGAGGCUUGCAGCAAGCAAAAGAGAGAGGUCCUGGUACCUGUUCUAUUUCUAGCGAACCCGCUUGUUGCUUAAUAGCCUUUCACGCAUUCCUAUAUGUUGAUUUUUUUAAAACCCAGAACUUGUAUUUAAAUAAACUGAACUGGUGAAUCCGGAGCGAGAGAAAAUAAAAGCUCUGAAUCCGGAGCUGAAAAAUAUUUACCCUCGCCUCAUGAAUCCGGAAUUCUGAGAUAAUACGAAAAAGUGGCAUCCCACAUAUGCCUUGUCCUUGUGUUGUUAGCAAACAUGCAUGUACAUUUUUAUUAGCAUGCCAAUAGCUUCAUUUAACUAAUCGCGGUAAAGCUUUUGUGAAAUAAUAAAAAAAAAAUUUCAAAAACAUGUGCAUGUACAUUCUCAUUUAUAAACGCACAUCGUGUACAUAAAGAGAUUUUAAGCGCAUUUUAAUAUAUUGCAGCCAUAUUGGUUUUCAUUAUCUCGAUGCUUUUUGGCAAACCCUGAGGCCGUUGACAUAUCUGGGUUCGACUGUACUAUUAUUAAAAAGUAUUAUUAGUAUUAUUAUUAUACCUACUCAUGCUUAGAUGCUACUGCCUACUACUGAAACUGCUGCUACUGAGCCACUGAUAACACUUAGCCAAUACAAAAUUUGGUGCCCCAAAAUUGAUUGAGAUUAGAUCUAUUUAAGUAUAGGACAAAUUAGAUUUGGUAUAUUUGACCAGCUGAUUCUAAAAAUGACUUCAGUUUCCCCCUAUAUUGAGCCUACAUGAUGUAUAAGCUCUAGGUUUUGAGAUGUUGAGCAAAUCACAAAAGUUCAGAUCUCAAAAGUCAGGAAACUGAUGGUGAAACAAUUGAUAAUAAAUAAUGUGUUUGUACUUUUCCUAACCUUGUCACUUGGUCUUUUUAGAAUUAGAUUAUAUUUUCUAUAAUUUCUUAGUUUUACUAACUCCAUUUUACUUAUUAUUACCAACUUAUUUUUCACAGUAGCAAUAUUUAUAUUCUUUCACUUCCUGUAAUCCUACUUCUGGCAACAACAAAGGAAAUCUCUAAAAGUUUUUUUACUGUGCUCUGUUACUUGACUUACUUCUAUUUGUCUUGUUUGCUCUAAGCCGAAAUGUCCAAAUUUUAUUGUCCUGUCUAUUAAUUCAAGUUUAACAUACCUUGUUCUUUUAUUUCAUUUACAUAACUUGAAUGCAGUUCAGUUAUUGUUUUGUUGGGUUUUUUUCCUAUGAAACACUAAAUUAACAGAACCUAGCAUUGAAUCAGGAUUAGAGAGAUGAAGAUUUUCAGAGUUAUUUUUCGUAGCUAUUAACACCAAAAAAUGGCCAUCUGCUAGAUUUCCACUAGCAUCUCUUUUGUUGCUUUCUGAUUAAGUUUAGUAAAGCUGAAAAACUAAAUUCCUUGUGUGAUCAUAGUCAAUUUUUACUUUUACAAAAACUAAUAGGCCUAAAUUAAAAAUUGUGAGACAAAUUAAUUGUCUAGAAUAUGAGAAUCACUGUUAGUUAAUAUGAACACUGUUUGGGUUAGUGAGUUGUGUCAUGCGUGUUUUUAUUGUGUCUCAAUGAUCAUUAUUGUGUGUCUCAAUGAUCAUUGGAUGACAGGAAUAGAAUAAUAAACUUGUGUGUGGAUAUAAGGCAUGAGAUAGAGUGGAGAGAGAGUUGAUUAAGGACAUAGUCAUGAUACAUUUGUGUGUUUUUGGAUAGACUGUAUAGUUAUAAGGAGAUACUGUAACCAGAUGAAUUUGCAUGACAGAUGCACAUAAUAUAGAAGAACCCUAUUCAUUUUUAAAGUGUUUUUGUUCCAAUAUGCGAAAGUGUUUAUGUUCCAAUAUGUGGUGUGCGUUGUGAACGUUGAUAUACAGUGUUGUAGAGUACCAUCAAUAAACGUUGCUAGAAAAUACUUGAAGAUGCUCGACUAGAAUAAUAGAGUAUUUUAACACUAAUUUGGCCUAAAAGUAUGUUAAUGUUUAAUAGUUAAACAAAAAGUUAGGCCAAUUUAAAGCUCUGUGUCGAGACUUUGUAUCUGUUGUGUUGCAAAUCAUCCACUUAUGGCAAUGAGUGUCUACUCAUCCAGCCAAGUCUCCCACUUGAUCCCCGAACAGCACAACCAAUAGUAAUAGUCUCCAAUUCAACAAACACUCCACGGUUCGUUACAAUAUAUAAGUUUAAUAUGCCUCUUCAACAUGACAAUCAGUGUACUUCACUAUACAGCUUGUAAACGUUCAACUUCACAGUCUAUCUAGUUGAAAUCCUCACACAUAGAAACAUCACACAAGAAGCUAUGUCUUGACAGUGCACAACAGCCAUCUCUGUUCUCCAACAACAACGAAAACUAAUGCGUCAUAUCCCCUACCACAAUUACGUCACAACACUCUCACACCCACGAUACAGCUACACAUAAAAUCUCUAACUAAACAUCUUUUCCCUAUCAAAAAUGAAAACAAUGAUCUACACAUAACAACAGUGAUUCUCAUUCGCUUGACACUCUGAUGCUUUUCAUUUUUAACUUUUAGUUUGCAAGGUACCGAGGCCCUUUUCAAUAUUUACUGUCAUUUUAUAAUACUAAUAUUAAAUGAACCAUGCUCUCCAUACAAAUGUUUAUAUUCCAUUCUGAUCAAUGCCACUAACUAAAUAUAAGUAUAAGGCUAAUUUAAUUUAAUAAGUAACACACAUAGUGCUUUUCCCAAGACCCAAAGCUAUACCUCCAAAUAAAUGAAUAUUGGCAAGUAUAAAUUAUUUUCUCUGGGUCUCUUAAUAUGUAGAGAAAUAUAAUAUAUGUAGGCCUAAAACAUUUUGAAAUCAGGAUUUUUGUUACCGGUAUUUCUUUUUUUUUUUUUAUAUGACACUAUCACUGAUUUGUGCUUAAAGUAAUUUCAAUUAUAAAAUAUUUCAGUCAGAUCACAAGAUGUCUUGGUUGAAUGUUAAGAAAGGUAGGGCUUACCACUUACAUAUUCUUAAUCCUUUUUUUAUUUUCACUUUCAUGUGAUUUUUAUUAUGAAUUUUUAGUUUAUUCUUUUUUUUUGCCUUGUUUGAGUGGUUUAUAUACCUAAUUCUUACGCAAAGAGAAAAAUAUUAUCUCUUCAAAUGCAGGCUCUGACUGUAGUAUUAAAUGUAGGCAUGGAGAUGUUUGCAUAACAGGACCCAUUGAUACCAAACCUAUGUGUGUAAGCAAGAAGGAUUUGAAGAAAAGGUAUGUAUUGUGAAUCAAAGUGCUUGGUGGUAUUGCUUGCUAGUAACUCUUUUACUUUUAGUUUAAUAGCUAAUCUGUGGUCUUUGGAUAUAAACAUAAUUAGAUCUAGUUAGAAAUGUAUAUUUAAUGAAUAUGAUAUUGCUAGCUAUCCUUUUUUUCAUUGACAGUAAUAAUAUAGUUUCUUAUAUGUCUAUUUAGUUUGAAGUUGUUCCAUCGUUAUCAGAAGCAAGAAAUGAAGGCAUGGAAAAAGUUUAAGAAAGAAAAGUAUGAUCAUGCUGAAGCAGAAACAUAUCCCAUGGAUAAGGAUGACAAGCAAGAAAUAGCACAUACAAAUGAUUCAAAAAACCAGAUUGUUGAAAAGCAGAAUACUGUGAAACAGCACAAAGAAGAGGUAAGAGGAAAGUGUCAAAAAAGGUUUUAUAUCAAUUUAAACAUAAUUUUGAGUUACAGGGGGGAAAACAUUAAAAGUAAAUAUUAGCAUCUCCAGUUUAAAAUUUACUGAGAAAAGCGUGUCAGCACAUCUUUUACUAGAUAAAGGUAUUUUGUAAUUACUAACCUCAAAUAUUUAAUAAUAAUAAUAAUAAAGUUCAUUUCAAAAACACGCUUCAUCCCCAAAGGCUCGAAGCGCGGUACAAAGUCAACGAAAUAUAAAUCUAUAAUUUCUUGAUAGUCUUUCUCAAUGGGAUCAAGGCAAAGUGAUACAACUGAGAAGAGAUGAUCAGAGUGUCUAGAGACAGAUGAAUAGAGAAACAAUAGUUUGAAACAUUGGGAUUGGCCUAUACUGCACUAGGAGUGACACAUACUAAAAACAAUUUAGAUGUCCUUAAACACAAUAUCUAAUCACUAGUACCCCCUUUUAUUUUUAUCUCCUCCGGCAAUCAAGCUAAGAAUUUACCUGUUUUUUGCCUUACAUUUCAUUUAAAAAUCACCAUACUGAAUGUAUCAAAUUUUUUACCACAGAAAAAAAUAAACUACAACUCCCCUUUUAACUCUAAUAUUAAUAACCAAUUAGCAUAUGUCCAGGUUACCAACCCUUUGUUCAGUUUACAUUUUGAUUAUGGUAGAUCUACAUUGAAUUACUUACCAUACUUCAAGAAGCAACAAAACAAUUUUUUAACGAUUUUCUUAUGUUUAUAUUUAAAAACAGAAGCAUGAAAGAAUUCAUAAUAUGAUGACUUUAUACUUAAUAGGUAAUGGAAAAACAAAGAACAGUUAUAGUGAAUGACUUAAUUUUAUGCCAUCAAAAUUAAAAAACAGAAAUAUAGUUAAAUCCGCCCAGUAGUAUUUGUCCAUUGUUCUCUUCAGACAAACCUCCAAGUGUAUACAACUAAAGCUGAUGACCUCGAAGGUAUGUUUGAUUUAUAUUUUUUUUCUUUUUGUUAUGCAGCACAUUAAAAAAAUUAUAUUUUAUUAGAUAAAUUUGAGAUUUAUGCAAAUGUAAAAUCCAUUUCAGUUUGUACUAGCAAACAGUUUUCCCAGAUGAGGACACGCAUGAUGGGAUGGUUCCAUCUGUUGCAUGGUCAAGAUCUCUUAGCUAGAAAGGAACAUGGAGGAAACAUUAAACAAUUUUAUAAACAUGUGUCUGUGAAGAAAGAACUCAGAGAACACAAUGGUAUAUUGCACAUGUUAAGUCAAUUUAAUAUAUGUCACUGUCGAAUUUUAAAUUGUGUCCAUAUAAAAUAUUGUCAAAUAUUAAUUUUAAUUAAAUAAAGCUGUUAUCACUGCUACAUUUUGAUAAUAUUCCAUUCAAAUUUUGAACUGGUUUUUGUGCAGGGGGUGUUUUAAUUCCCAAAAUAAUUUAGACAUACAAUUUUAUUAAGAGAAAGAUACAAGGACAAGAAGUUAUAGGUAUAUUUGAAAAAAACAACAUAAAAACUAAAUGAAAAUUGUAUUUCUUUAUUACUGCUUAGGACAUAAUUGUGAGUGCUUGAAAUCGGCUAUGUGGCAGUUCGUGCAAAUGGAUAAAAAUGCUGAUGAUGAACUUACUGACACAGAAAUGUCAUUAUUGGAGGAAAAUAGCUUGGAGCCAUGCAUGCAGCCAUACCUUACAUCCUGUGAUCUUAACGCUGACAGCAAGCUCUCCAGCAAUGAAUGGUGUUGUUGCUUCUCUAAUGUUGGUGAGUUUGAGGUUUACUUUAAGUUUAAGCUGAUGGUUUCAGUUGUGUAUUGGUUGAAUUUGACAAGUAUAUAAGACAAGUAUAAAUUAGAAGUUUUCUUCAUUUUCAUAUGUAAAUUUGAGAGUUGAUUAGUCCCCUUAAAAUACAUAUAACGUUAGAUUUUGUUUUUUCCACUUAAAUAAAUAUUUUUUAACCCACAAACUGCGGUAGGUUGAUUAAAUCUGCCGAUUUCCUUUUCCUGCACUGUUGGCGGAUAAGAUCGGCCAAUAAAAAUUGCGUUGAAAGAACAAUUUCCAGUCCAAUAUUUUACACUAAAUAAAACUACUUCCUUUUAAUGAUAAAUAAACUUCCGUUUUUCGCUCUUGUGUCCUUAUUUUAAAUUUUGGAGUUAUUUUUUAAAACGAUCUUUAUCAAGCAAAUUUGUGUAAGUAGAUUUUGAGAAAUCGAUGAGGCCAUAGCUGAACCAUCUGGCUUACAAAAUAAAUCAGGAAUCUUUUUGAUAAUUAUUUUUAGUUAAUGACUUAAGGGAUUCGAGAGAUGAUUUUCCAAUCACUCAUGAAGAGAAUGAUAAUUCCGAUUAUUUUUCUAGUGGGUCAGAAAGCGAAAGUUCGGACGAUUUAGACCUAGGCCUAGAACGAGUAGGCGUUGCCACAACAAUAGGGCUCGUUCAAAACUAUGUUGCAGACGAUUUUGUACCAACAAAAAAUAAUUGGAUGUUGAUCUAUAUAUGUUUUCUUAUAUUUCAUUUUAUGGAUUAAAUAUUUAUAUAGCAGCUUUUUAAAUUUAUCUGUUUCUUCUUGCUAUUUUGUAAUGUUUAUAUUGUUUAUGUUGUGCUUGGUUACUUGAAUGUAAUUAUAGGUAUCAGAACAAUUAUUUUGUUAAAAAUCUAUUAAUAACUAACACUUAUACAAAUAAUACAUUUUCUGUAAGAUAAAUACAAAAUACAUUAUAAUAAUAUGCCUUUUAAAAAUUGUAGUUUGAAGUACUUGAAAAUAAAACUUUUCAUUAUUUUCUUUAUUCUUGGUCACUCCAAGGUCCUGGUCACGUUCACAGGGUGUAACAUAGCAUUAACGAAAUAGCCAAUAUGAUUCCCCACUCAGUCUAAUUUCCAUAAAUAUAUACUUUAUGGGGUCUAGCUAUAGUAUUAGCAUGUGAAAAAAUCACCUUUUUCAAAGGCACCCAAAAAGCUCUAAAUUCCCAGCACAGUACAGAAACAUAACAUACACAGUUCGUGGAUUAAAGUGAUUAGCAGAAGUUCUCUUACAUUUGAAAAAUAGUCACGUGUAAAGCAAUAAAGAAAAAAAGUUUGCCAAAAAGAAUCCAUCAUCUUGUAGAAUAUAAAGAAGCACUAUGUUUUUCAUAACAUGUAACAUUUCUUUACAGUUGCCCCUUGUUUCAAGAAAGUCGAUGAGAUAAGGAAGUCCGGAGAACCAGGUAUGGACAUGUUUUUAUUUGUAAGGAGAACAGCAGCUGUAUGUCCUCAAGGAUUUUCAGUCAUAGUAAUGAUUUAUGUUCAUUUAAAUAUGCUGAUAAAUCUUUAUAAAUGUGUUUACUUUUUUUUCAAUUUAGGUAAUUUUAGCAUGUAUUUAUUGUUUAAAAUGAAAUAUUUUCUCCUUAUAAAGUGGCUUAUAUACCUCGUUGUGAUCGGGAAGGCUACUAUAUGCGUGAGCAAUGUGAGGGAAAAGAAGAGGACAAAUUUACCUGUUGGUGUGUUGACUACAAUGGAAAUGAAACCAAAGGAACCCGCACUAAUGGCCGUGCUCACUGCAGUAAGUCUUAUUUUAUGUAAUUUUUAUUCCUUUCUGGUGUUAUACUAUACAGGGCGGCCCAGAAAAAAUGAAAUUAUCUCUUAAUAAAGGGUAAUAUAAUUGAAUUAAUAUAAUGUUUUCUCAUUAACAGUUGUACGAAAAUUAUAACGCAUUUUCAAUUUUCAGCUUGAACGCAGUCCUUCAUUUAUUAUCCUUUUCUUUACUUGCAGUUGUCAGGGCCAUCAUAUGACUUAUUUACACUUUAAACACCUUUGCUAGAGAUAUUGGUCUGAAAAUUUUACUUAUCUUAUGCUAAUUGUAAACCGUGAAAGUUCUAUGAGCACUAGGUCACUUGGCUUAAUGAAAGUUUUCUUGAAUAUGUUGGUUGACUCUUAACAACCAGGGUUGCAAAGAAUGUUUGGUACAGGAAAAGUGAUGUGGUAAACCAUUUACAAAUUUAGGACUGAGGUUGCAAGUUGGGUUGAUCAGAUUAGGAUCUGAUGGGGAUGGGUCAUAGGAUAUACAUUCAUGGUCAAUAAACAUUAAAAUUAUGUCUGUUAUAAAUUUUAACAUUAUUGAUAACAAACGUGUCAUACAUUUUCUCAGUAGUGAUAGCCAAUACAACAUAUUUAAUUUGUAUCUAAGCAAUAUUUAAAAUGUGUAUUUUGCAUUUGUAACGGAGACUAAAGAUAAUUAAUAAUAUAUAUUUUCAUUUUGGUAACACAUUUUUUUUUUUUAAAUUCGAAGUCAGUUUUAACUUUAAUGAUCAAUAAUAAAUUAGUGAACAUUUAGAGAAAAUUUGAAUAAAUAAUUAGUUAUAUUUUCAAGCUAUUUCUGUUGCAUGCCACCAUAGUAUGAAAGUAAAAGUUUUUUAUUUAAAAAUUAGAUAAACACACAAUUUUUGUUGACACAAAUAUUUCUGACCUCAAUAAAAAAAAAUGUACAAGAAUAAUUCAUAAAAAUUAGAUAUCUUUAUAUAACACCACCUUCAAUUUCAAUGCAAUAUUAAUAAUCUUUUAUUGUUGUUGCUCUACAGGUAAAAUUGCAAUGAAUGGUACCCGGAAAGUUAAAAGUGCAUAAGGGCUAUCAGCAUUACAAAAAUAACUUUUAUUGAAUUACGGUAUUUAGUUUAAUCAAAGAAUCUUUGAAAAUGUAUCUUAAAUUUAUUUUAUUUCAUAAGCUGUUCAAUUAUAUUUUUUGGAGCAAAAUCAAAUUUUACAAACAUUUUACUUUUGCACUGUACUAUUUAUAAUGAAAUAUUGGUUUACAUAUUAUCCUUUAAACUUUAUUUAAACUGGGUUAACUAUUUCAUUACCAGAUGUAACCUUUUGAUUCACACAAAAAUCUCAUUUAGUUCUCAAACGUUUUAUUCUACAUAUAAGCAUUGCAAAAAUUAAAAGAAUUAGUUAAGAAUGGAGUCCUUUGAAUGAGAUUUGUUUGUACCAGAUAUGAUUUCCUGUAUAUUCUAAUUAAAAUUAGGGUCUAGUUGUAGGAUGUCCUAGAAUAAUAAAACAACAUAUUUUGUCUGUCUGUGCAGAUCUAACUAAACAAUUCAUUCCAAAUUAAUAAAUGUAAAUACUAAAAGCAAACUCAUUCCAAAGCUUAGUAAAUAAAAUUUAAUUAGGCAAUACUCACUUAUUAUUACUUAUUCUUAUGGCCUUUUCUCUUUUUUCCCAUUUGCUAUGAAAGUUUUAUGCCAUAUUACUUAAAGAGAAUAUUUAUAUCAAAGCAAUCUCUGAAUUUUUUUUAAAUGUAUUUUUUGCUACAUGUGAACAAAAAUAUCUGUUUACAGUCUAGUAUCUCAUGUAAUGCUUAUUAAUUAAUUUUAAAAAAUAAUGUUCAAAGUACAUAAGAACAUAUUUUUCCAAUGUAUUUACUAGUCAUUUAUUUUAUGCAUUAACUAGUAGUAACAGUUUUAUGCUUUGAACAAAAUGUGUGAUCUAUUUUUUAAUAUUAUUGACAAAACUAUUAUCGUUUAUAUAUCUCAUGUAUGGCUUUAUGGAAUAUUAUUUACUUUAUCUUCAAGUUAGCUUGUCUGCAAUUUUAAUAUUUUUCCUUUUUACAAUAUUUUUAAAUAAUGUAGAUAUAUUUACAUUUAGCGUAAGAGUCAGUCUUGGGCACCCGCUCUGUAAGGAGCCAUUGAAAUAUAGUGUACGCCGAAAAAAUCCGAUUUUCUACCCCUCCCCUCCUUUUGCAUGCAUUCUUUUUUUGGACCCCUCCCCAUGCAUACAAUGAGCUUUCAACACUCGACAAAAAAACAACACAUGAACAAAAUCAUUUAAUUUACAAAAAAUGAAGCAUCAUAGUAAAAAAAUGUGUCACUGAUGCAAUAUCAGCAAUUACCAGACUAUACAGUGCAAACAGUGACUCACUUAGUAAUUACUGUUUGCAGCUUCUAGAUGAUGCGUAGUGACAUACAUAGGCAUUUUAUUUAUUUUUACCCACCCUUUAUAUAUAUAUUUUAAUGUGUUCGUUAUUUCAAAGUGUAUUAGUUAAAAUUUAACACAACAGGGGCCUGGUAAAGAACUGAAUUUGGUUAGGGCGUCAUAUAUUUAAAAUUUUAGGAAUCACUGGUGUAGUCGAACAAAGUACAUCACAAGCUUGUUGAAAAUACAGUGGGACUAAAUAUUAAUAUAACACUACUACUGAGUAGUAUUCAAGUGAUAUCUUAGUGAAUUCAAAAAGUAAAAUGAUGAUAAUUCCUAUGAAACUUUGCAUGACAUUUUUAAAGCAUUAGAGAUAUAAAUAUGCUAUUUUAUUUAUGGCUGUCAGAAUAUCAGGAUGAUUUUGUAGAAGUUGGGAAUAAUUUACGUACUUUCUGCCCAACACCCACCCCCAUACGCAAACAUACUCAAAAUCUAAAAAAUUGCUCCCAUCACCCUUUGUUCACCUCAGUGCGUUUGGACUAUAUGGAUGGCCCCUAAACUUUAUCGACCACAAAUGAAUAAAAUAAAAUUGUUAGUCUUGAAUUAAUUUCCCUGUAUUUUUAAAGCUGAUUAUUAUACAGGUACUGAAGUAUUUUUUUCUUCAAUUUCUUUGGGAAAAAGAACUCAAAGCAUUACUCGAAUUCCUGUCUUCCAUUUUCAACCAUCUAUGAUAAAAAUAAUAAUUUAAAAGACCUGUCAAUAAAUGUUUAUGUUACAGUUUAUGUCUUAGACUAGACUAAGAGUCAAGAGGAAAUAUUUCUAUAUCAUUUUAUGUCUCAGAAAAAUAGAGCUUUAAUUUUUUUCUUGUCAUAAAUUUCAAAUGUUACUAGUUAUGAAAAGGUGAUUGCAAAUAUUUUUCAGUGUAUCGCAAAUUUUAAAACAACGAAUUCUGUUUUAAUUUAUUUUUUAAAUAAAAGAAUUAUCACUUUCUACGGAGCACUAUUCCUUUUUCUUGUUUUUUUAAUAAAAAUUCUUGAGCUAUCUCAACAUAAAGGAUCGACAUUUCUUAAGAUGACAUUUUCUAUUUUAAAUUAUAUAUUUCAGUCAUUCAAACCAAAUUUUAUCUUACAAAUUUGAUUUUACUUUGGGUAUAUAAAAAUAUAAUUAUAAUUACUUAUGCAUUAUAUUUAAAAAUUAAUUAAAAUUUAGUCAAUAAUAACCUAUUUUUUUAUUUUCUGUUUUAACAAACUUGGAUUGUGCAGUGUGAUGAGUGUUACAUACUACAUACAAUGUUUAGUUUUUUAAAACUUGUUUUACUUGUCAAGUCUAUUAGAAAAAUAAAGAAUAAUUUUCAUUGGCUUAACUUGUUUAAAACUGUGUAGAACAUCCUUAUUUCCAUUUGCACUUAAUUUAAGAAAAGCUUCCAAUUCCAUUUACAAAACUAUAUUUCAGAUCUGUUGAAUGACAGUGAACAAUUACUUUUCGGUUUAGAUUUUAGAAUACCAGUCGGCAGUAUUAGUAUUGAUAUUAGAAUACUGAUAUAUACUUUCCUGGCCCACUGAUGAGUAAAGCUCUAUAAUUCUUCUUAUUUAUGAAUAUAU
This is a messenger RNA of Lymnaea stagnalis (great pond snail), 11803 nucleotides long. Lineage: Eukaryota; Metazoa; Mollusca; Gastropoda; Lymnaeidae. The record is from the annotation of a GenBank genome assembly.